AUGGACGACGAAAGACAAAAAAAAGUGCCAAAAAUUUUUCUGGAGAACUAUCUCCCAUAUAAAUUUCAUAAAAAUCAGGAUGUGGGACUUCGUUCUCGUCGCCGGCGUACCGAGGGUAGCCCGUUGCUCGUGUAUACCAGUCCGCACCGAGAUUCCGGCGCGUAUCGGUCCUUCUUUGUCGCGGCGUCUCACGUGGUCGCGCAGCUGCUACUCGUCCGUCCAACCCUCGUGGAAGGACGGCAAUCGAGGAAUCUGGAAAUAUUAGGACAGAUAUCGAGCCACCAUCAUGGGACGCAGUAUGCAUCGAUGUCAGAGAGUUACAAAAACAAUUCCGUCUUACCCAGGUUCGCUGAGGAAAUACAAAAUGUGACAGUCAGCAGAGGUCGAGACGCUUUGUUAGCCUGCAUAGUUGACAAUCUUUGGAAUUAUAAGGUGGCAUGGGUGCGUGUCGACACACAAACUAUCCUAUCCAUCCACCAUAAUGUCAUCACCCAAAAUCCACGUAUAUCGUUGACGUACAAUGACCAUCGUACGUGGUACCUUCACAUAAAGGAGGUUCAAGAGGUGGACCGUGGAUGGUACAUGUGUCAAGUGAACACGGACCCCAUGAGAAGUCGACAGGGAUACCUGCAAGUUGUAGUGCCACCCUCCAUUAUCACGAAAGACACCAGCACAGACAUGGUUGUCCGCGAGGGCUCAAACGUGACGCUGGUGUGUAAAGCUACAGGAUAUCCGGAGCCUUACGUCAUGUGGCGUCGAGAGGACGGGAAGAAUAUAAAUUAUAACGGCGAGAGUGUGAAUGUCGUGAACGGUGAGGUGCUACACGUAGUGAAGAUCAGCCGACUGCAUAUGGGAGCUUACUUGUGCAUCGCUUCGAACGAUGUUCCACCCCGUGUCAGUCAACGCAUAUCUGUUCGCGUGCAAUUCCCUCCUAUGCUCUCGAUACCGAACCAACUGGAAGGGGCGUAUAUUGGACAAGACGUCACGUUAGAAUGCCACACCGAAGCCUACCCUACCUCGAUCAAUUAUUGGACGACCGAAAGGGGCGACAUGAUCAUCUCUGGUGACAAGUACGAAGCGGUGUAUACCGACGACGGUUACAACAAGUACAUGAUGCUGAAGAUCAGAAACAUCCGACCGAAGGAUUUCGGCUCGUACAAAUGCGUGGCGCAGAACUCUCUCGGUACGACCGACGGUGACAUCAAAUUGGACGAGAUUCCAGCUCCCUCGACAACGUCCACCACUCCACCGCCGUACCACGUAACAUCGUCGAUGAAGAAAAACGGUAGAAACGGUAACAAGAAAUUACGACAACGACCUAUCGACUACGAGGUCGAGGAAUGGCGAGAUCCAGAUUACGACAGGGAUUACGGUCCGCCGUCGAUGAGGCCGCCCGGCGAGCCUCCGGUGGACGCGCUGAGUCCGGCCGUGUCCCAUCGGGCUCGGCUCGUUCUUCAUCUUUCGGUGAGUCUGCUGUCACUGCUACUCCCGGCCAUCCGAAGGUGA
Messenger RNA from Dufourea novaeangliae, 1506 nucleotides. Its product is annotated as neurotrimin-like. The record is from RefSeq and is a predicted model, not a curated record. NCBI's taxonomy places the organism in Eukaryota, Metazoa, Arthropoda, Insecta, Hymenoptera, Halictidae. Gene Ontology annotation, cellular component: neuron projection. Bases 1 to 1506 code for a protein of 501 amino acids. The transcript is spliced from 12 exons.